AUGACGUCCAAACAGCGAACGAUAUCGGCCAUUUGCUCACUAUUGCUAGACGCUUCUUGUCUGGUGGGCAAGAGUGCAAAUCCAGGCGCGUGAAAUCACCGCGUACGCUCAAGAUUGCUUCACUCAUUAAAUCGACAUGGCACCCAACAUCGACCCCGAAGUGGGCUGCCCGAUUCCCGAGCCCGGACAGUGGCCAGUCGACCCUCAAGAAGACGUAGAAAUUGCCGAGAGACGCCUGUGGAUCGAUGGUUGUUUCGAUUUCUUCCAUCACGGCCAUGCCGGCGUCAUGCUCCAGUCCCGUCGUUUCGGUGACGAAUUGCUCGUCGGUCUCCACAACGAUGAGGAUAUCGCUGCCAAUAAAGGUCCGACGGUCAUGAACCUUGCUGAGCGGGUUGCGGCAGUCAACGCCUGUCGUUUCAGUACUCUGUGUGUCCCUCAUGCGCCCUAUGUCACAUCGAUUCCGUGGAUCAGCCACUACGGCUGCAAGUAUGUCACUCACGGCGACGACAUCACGAGCGAUGCAAACGGAAACGAUUGUUACCGCUUCGUGAAGAAAGUUGGCAGGAUGAAGAUCGUGCCGCGCACGCCAGGAAUUAGCACGACCGACCUGGUGGGUAGGAUGUUGGCCGGGUCUAAGGAUCAUUUUAUCGCCAGCCUGAUCGAUUGUAUCGAAGGUCGCGAGAGCGGCACGGAAGGCGACCGUCAGGAGACUGGGGAGCAGAUGCAGAAGCGAUUCCGCGAAUAUGCUGCGGCACCAAACGGUCUGGACCCGUACGUCGAAGUGUUCACCCUCGAAUCAGCCGGCGAUGACAGCACCAAAGCAGGUCAUCUUGCACAAUUCGUGUCGGGAGUGAAACCUCGACCUGGUCAAAGAAUCGUGUACGUCGAUGGAGGCUUCGACCUGUUCUCUUCCGGACACAUCGCAUUUCUGCAAACCGUCGCUAAAUUGGAGUCCGAGCUCGGCCGAGAACAAGGUUGGUACAGCGAAGCAGCCAAGCAACAGCGCAUCAGCUCGACAGGAUCCGACUAUGGCCCUGCAUACGUGAUUGCCGGAGUCCACGAUGAUCGCACGAUCAACCACCACCUCGGGAAGAAUUUCCCAAUCAUGAACAUUUUCGAACGAGGACUUUGCGUCGUACAGUGCGAGUACAUCGACAGUGUGGUGUUCAACGCUCCGGUAGCUCCGUCAAAAGCAUUCCUUGAUCUCCUUGCUACACAAUUUGGCAGCUCGCCUAGUGUCUACUGGCAUGGGCCAACUGCUUUCAUGUCCAUCACAGGCUCAGAUCCCCACGCGGAUGUGAAGGCGCUCGGGAUUUUCAGGGAGACACCUGCGCAUGAAUUUCAAGAUGUCAAUGCCGCUCAGAUUGUGUUGCGGAUUCUGAACAAAAGGGCGGAAUAUGAGGAGCGGCAACGGAAGAAAGGUGUGAAGAAGGUCGGCGAGGAGGAGCAACAUCGCUUGGAGAAAUUGCAGCACUCGGGAUAGACUCAUUGAUCGUUAUCAUGACGAUAGACGUUUAAACAUGCAAGCGUGAUAGACUCGAGUAUUGAAUAGGCCCGAUCAAGCUCAUCAGAAAUCGAUCUCGUCUUCAUGCUCUCUCCGCCCUUCUAUGCCAUGCGCAGCAUCUAUUUGACCCGCUACGUUCCCACCGCCCUGAUCCUCAUCAUCUAGCCCCUCAUCCAGAUCCUCAAUUGGAUAUGUAAGGAUCGCCGCAAUCCCACCAAGACCCUCCAACCUCUUCCCGCUCUCAUGCAUGCUGCUCAAAACCCUCACCUCACCUCCCUGCUCCUUGACAUCAUCCACCACCUUCACCCAUCGUCUCCUCGUCGCAAUAUCCUGACUGCGGAACAAUGCGUUCGAGAUGAGCAGCACUCCACCCCCCUUGCCCACCGCACCUCGCUCCACCGCCAAUUCGCAUUCCCGCGGACCGUACCACGC
This is a messenger RNA of Dissoconium aciculare CBS 342.82, 1936 nucleotides long. RefSeq lists its product as uncharacterized. Gene Ontology annotation, biological process: phosphatidylethanolamine biosynthetic process. Gene Ontology annotation, cellular component: cytoplasm. Lineage: Eukaryota; Fungi; Ascomycota; Dothideomycetes; Mycosphaerellales; Dissoconiaceae. The coding region runs from base 137 to 1483 and encodes 448 amino acids. The record is from RefSeq and is a predicted model, not a curated record. The transcript has 2 exons. Gene Ontology annotation, molecular function: ethanolamine-phosphate cytidylyltransferase activity.